Molecule: messenger RNA, 234 nt
Organism: Anisakis simplex (herring worm)
Lineage: Eukaryota; Metazoa; Nematoda; Chromadorea; Rhabditida; Anisakidae
Source: the annotation of a GenBank genome assembly
AUGAACAGUCUAAGUCGUCUGCUGAAGUAUGGUGCGAUUGCGGGCGCAAUGAGUGCUUCGUUCGCAGGUGGUUACUAUUUCCAGAAUCCACCAGAGCUCAGACAUCUUCAUGCAGCGACUGCCGAUAUUGUUGGUUCUCGAUUGUUGUGUUUCCAUUUUUUUCACUCGUUUUUGUCGUCGCCUCAGAAUUUCAUUACCAAAUCUACUAAUGGUGUUAACUGCUCACUACAUUGA